Molecule: messenger RNA, 933 nt
Organism: Striga asiatica
Lineage: Eukaryota; Viridiplantae; Streptophyta; Magnoliopsida; Lamiales; Orobanchaceae
Source: the annotation of a GenBank genome assembly
AUGGCAACACCAACACCAAUCAAAUCCCUCUCACAAGCCUAUAAUAGCACAACCCACCUCCAAUCACAACACAUAGUUCCGCUCGAUUUCAACUCCAUUCGCGACCUACCAGAUUCCCACGUGUGGACUCUGCAGACAGAUAAUUUAUCUGAAUCUAAUAAACAGUAUUCUGUUCCCGUCUUAGAUCUGACUGCCCCAGAUGUUGUGGGCCUCGUUGCAAAUGCAUGUCGAGAGUGGGGAGUGUUUCAAGUGAUCAACCACGGGGUCCCAAUGGGCCUAUUUGAUGAUGUGGAGGCCCAGAGCAAGCGCCUGUUUGGGCUUCCGGCCCAACAGAAGCAGAAGGUGUUGCGUUUGCCCAACGAGAGUACAGGAUAUGGGGUGGCUCGAAUAUCGCCAUUUUUCUCCAAGCUGAUGUGGCACGAGGGGUUCACCAUCAUGGGCUCUGCGGUUGAACAUGCCAAACAACUUUGGCCCCUUGAAUACCAAGAUUUUUGUAUUUGCAGUGUACUGCAGCUAAACUCUUACCCGAGCUGCCCAAACCCUAAUCGGGCCGUGGGGUUGGGCCCCCACACGGACUCCAUGCUUCUCACGAUCCUCCACCAAAAUGACACAAACGGCCUCCAAAUUUUGAAAGAGGGCGUCGGGUGGAUCACGGUGGAGCCUGUCUCAGGGGCAAUGGUGGUCAACAUUGGCGAUCUAAUGCACAUUAUGUCCAAUGCACGAUUUCGACCGGUGUACCAUCGUGUCGUCCCAAGUCGCAUGAGGCAUAGGUUCACCUUUGCAUAUUUUUAUGGGCCUUCGCCCAAUUAUGUUGUUGGGCCAUUGGCUAGUAGGGUGUUGGAUGCCCCGCGUUUUAGGCCGAUGAUGGUCAAGGACUAUAUUCGUCUCAAGUACCACCAUUUUGACAAAGCUCUUGAUUUUGUUAGGCUUUGA